AUGUCGGGACGUGGAAAAGGUGGUAAAGCGAAAUCGUCUGGAAAGGCGAAAAGUCGUUCAUCUCGUGCUGGUUUACAGUUCCCAGUGGGACGAAUUCAUCGUUUGCUACGUAAGGGAAAUUAUGCGGAACGUGUUGGUGCUGGUGCCCCAGUAUAUCUAGCUGCUGUGUUGGAGUACUUAGCAGCGGAAGUGUUGGAGUUAGCUGGCAAUGCGGCGCGUGAUAAUAAGAAGACACGAAUCAAUCCGCGCCAUUUGCAGUUGGCUGUACGCAAUGAUGAGGAGUUAAACAAGCUGCUGGCUGGUGUGACAAUUGCGCAAGGUGGUGUAUUGCCGAACAUCCAAGCGGUGUUGUUGCCGAAGAAGACCGCUGAAAAAGUUUGA
Molecule: messenger RNA, 381 nt
Organism: Brugia pahangi
Lineage: Eukaryota; Metazoa; Nematoda; Chromadorea; Rhabditida; Onchocercidae
Source: the annotation of a GenBank genome assembly